Messenger RNA from Gadus macrocephalus (Pacific cod), 2053 nucleotides. RefSeq names its product RNA polymerase I subunit F (gene polr1f). Gene Ontology annotation, cellular component: RNA polymerase I complex. The record is from RefSeq and is a predicted model, not a curated record. NCBI's taxonomy places the organism in Eukaryota, Metazoa, Chordata, Actinopteri, Gadiformes, Gadidae. The transcript is spliced from 4 exons. Gene Ontology annotation, biological process: DNA-templated transcription initiation. The coding region runs from base 46 to 1200 and encodes 384 amino acids.
AAAACGGAAAUAGUUGCUCGUUGAUCUCCCUCUUUUGGGAACAGCAUGGCUGAUGUCAAGCAUGGAACAGAAACGCCAAAACAUCUCAUAAUGUCCAGUGAACUGCCCCCGGGUGGUCCAGCGACACUGAACAAACUCCCCAGCAUUAUUGCUGGAGGUCCUGCGUCAGGCCAGGGGUUUAUUCCCACGUUUGCCGACGCUUGCAAACUGGUGUCGGCGCCGUACUCGUGUCUGGUUCUAGACACGCACAGGAGACACAUCGGCCUGGCGCCCAUGUACAUAAAGAGGAAGAGGACGGGCAUACAGGAGGAGCUGGACACUGAGCUGCUGAAGUACUCCGAGAAAUUGAAAGGGGUUCCUUUGGCAUAUGACCACAUUUCGAUCCUCGGCGCCCAGGGAGACAUCUGUGACGAUAACGGCUACAUCCACAUGGACAUAGCUGCCAGCUUUGUGGUUUUCAACCCCGAACCAGGACAGAAGCUGCUGGGCAUAGUCAAUAAACUGGGGGCAAGCCAUGUUGGCUGCCUGGUGCAUGGCUGCUUCAACGCCAGCAUCCCCAAACCUAACCUGAUCUCCGUGGAUACCUGGCGAGAGAUGGGGCCGAGGAUAGGAGCAGGCCUGGAGUUUGAGGUGAACCAGAUAGACGCCGACCAAGUAGGCGUGUUACUGAUCCGAGGACGGCUAGAGCGGACCAAGGUUCAGGAGAUGCUGGCCAUGGCCGAGUGCAUGGAGUGCAUCGUCACCGACCACCAGAUGUCGCCCUCGGCCCCGGAGGCCCCUGAGGAGACGCCCAAGAAAAAGAAGAAGAAGCGAGACAAGCAGCAUGCGGUGCAGACGGAGGGUGAUGUCAGGCAGGAGCCGGACGAGGACGGAGAGGUCAGCAGGGCGGUGAAGCAGGAGGAGGAGGAGGAGUGGACGGCCCCGCGAGGAGGCGACCAAAACUUGGACGGAGCCACGGACAGUCCCCCUGCAUCUGAGAAAAAGAAGAAGAAGAAGAAGAAAAAGGAUGAGGGUCCGAAGGACGAGGGGCAGGAGCAGGCAGUGACGGUGCCGGAGCAACACGGCAGCGACUCCAGCGGUUACCUUAGCGACAAGCCCAGCAGGAAGAGGAGGCUGGAGAUGGCUGUUGAAAUAAUUCCCUGUCCCAGAGAGGAUCCCCAGAGGCCCAAGUCAAAGAAAAAGAGGAAAUCGGACGGCUAGCAGUUAGCUUGAAAUGUUCUUAAAGAAAAUCUAUAAAUGAAGGCGGGAUGCCGGCUAUACCGAUGAGAAUUGGGUCAUUUUGGUGUGCCCAUGUCUUGUAUCAAUAGUGGAUUGGACACAGUUGACAGGCCUUGUGCUACAUACUAUAAGUGGAGAAGAGGCCUGAUCUGAAAGAUGGAAUCUGUUUUUGCCACCAGAAUGUGUAGUUCUCUUAAAACUCCUUAAGGGGGUGCAAGUUUACACUCAGACUCAAGCUUGAGUUCCUAUUAUCGCAUUCCUGGUAGUAUCGGCCAGAAAUGUUUAUUAAAGGGGACAUAUUAUACCACCAGGCGUGAGUGUGAUUAACCAUACAAGCCGUUUUGAAAAAUCCGCCCCCAUCUGACAUCACUAGUGGGCGUGGCCAUCUAGAUCUGUGCUCGAUAGAUGAGCAACAUUUACUUCAGUCCACUGGAUAGACUGGUAGACUGAUCUAUCCAGCAGAGAUCUAGGUGGACACGCCCACUAGUGAUGUCAUAUGGGGCAGAUUUUCAAAACGGCUUGUAAGGCUAAUCACACUCACACCUGGUGGUAUUGUAUGUCCCCUUAAAAGUCCAUGAGGAUUGUUCAAGAAAAGCAAUAAUUCCUCCUCUCCUUAACAUCUGUCCAGUGGGCACCAAAUAUCCCCAAUGUGUGACCUGCCCCCCCUGCUCAACUGUGUUACCUUGGUAUGAGAUGAAAGGGACAUUGGGAUUUCUUAUAUUCAAAAUAAAUCAUUUUCAGCUGUCACAUGUCAUAGUCGGGAAAAUAAAAUGAUUACCAAUUUUUCAUGUGAAGAAAACGGCACAAAGUAGUUAAUAAAGAGUUUUAUUUUGAA